AUGCGGUUUUUUCCGGUUCCAUUACUCUCACAUGUGAGAGGAUUGAUUCGAAGAGGACACGCUUCGCGAUUGUACGUGGUUCCUGCACUUGUCUCGACAAAACCUACAAUCUCACACUCGGAGCAAGUGAAAGAAGGUAACUUUGAUGGUAAUGCAUUGGAGCUAAAUGAAAUUGGUGUUCUUCGAGUAUUAACAAGUAUGAGAGAUGAUCCUUAUCUUGGUUUGUCGUUUCUGAAACGAAUUGAAGGAAAUGGAGCUUUGCCUAGUGUCAAAGCUUAUGCAGCUGUGAUUAGAAUCGUUUGUAGUUGGGGUUUGGAUCGUAAAUUGAAUUCAUUUCUUGUGGAACUCGUUAGAAAAGGAGAUGAGGGACGUGGUUUCAGUGUCGGGGAAUUGUUAAAUGCCAUUGGAGAAGCUGAAGAGGAUGGAAAGUUGUCGUAUUUGUUGUUGAGUCGAGUCUCUAGUGCAUUGAUUAAAGCCUAUGGUAAUCUUCAAAUGUUUGACCAAGUGAUCGGUAUGUUUUGGGAAUUAGAGCGGCUGGGUUCGGAUGUUGAUGCGCAUAGUUAUGUGAUUGUGGCUCAUGCAUUGCAUAGGAAUGGGGAUAUAGGAUUAGAGAAGUUUCUUGGUAGACUGUUAAACUCGGAGACGAGGAAUCCUUGCGCGUUUUAUAUGACUUUCAUUGAAGGACUCUGUGGGAUACAGAUGACUAAUAAAGCUUAUCUUCUACUCCAAGCACUAAGGGAUGCAAAUAUUCUGGUGGAGAAUAGUGAUCUUGCAAUCGUAUAUCGCAAAGUGGUCUGGGGUUUUUGUAAUGAGAUGAAAGUAGAAGAUGCUGAAAGCGUUGUUCUUGACAUGGAGAAAUGUGGAAUUGAUCCGGAUGUGUAUGUUUACUCAGCGAUAAUUGAAGGACAUCGGAAGAAUAAGAAUGUACCUAAGGCUUUGGAUUUUUUUGAUCAAAUGGUGCAGAAAAAAAGAAGAAUAAACUGUGUGAUUGUAAGCUCAAUCCUUCAGUGUUGUUGUCAGAUGGGCAAGUUCUCGGAAGCUUAUGAUCUGUUUCAAGAUUUUAGAGACAUGAACAUUUCUCUUGAUCGGGUUUGCUACAAUGUUGCAUUUGGUGCUUUAGGAAAGCUUGGCAAAGUAGAAGAAGCUAUUGAAUUGUUCCGAGAAAUGAAAGGUAAAGGAAUAUCUGCUGAUGUCGUCAACUACACGACCUUGAUAGGUGGUUGCUGUCUACAAGGUAAAUGUUCUGAUGCCUUUGAUUUGAUGAUUGAAAUGGAAGGAACAGGUGAAACACCUGAUAUUGUUAUAUAUAACGUACUUGCCAGUGGAUUAGCUAAGAAUGGUCUUGCAGAAGAGGCAUUCGAAACUCUAAAACUAAUGGAAGCUCGGGGUGUAAAGCCCACGUCUGUUACACACAACAUGGUCAUGGAAGGCCUGAUUGUUGCAGGUAAAAUAGACGAGGCUGAAGCUUUCUAUGAGAGUUUGGAAAAUAGUUCUUGGGAAAAUGAUGCAAGUAUGGUAAAAGGAUAUUGUGAAGCUGGCCGUCUUGAUCAGGCCUUUGAACGAUUCAUUAGACUGGAAUUCCCUCUGCCCAAGAAUGUGUAUUCCACACUAUUCACUAGACUUUGUGCCGAGAAGGAUUAUAUCAGCAAAGCUCAAGACUUGCUGGAAAGAAUGUGGGAACUUGGAGUCGAACUUGACAAGAGCAUGUAUGGAAAGUUAAUUGGUGCUUGGUGUCGAGUUAAUAAUGUGAGAAAAGCCCGGCAGUUUAUUGAGGUUUUAGUUGCUAAAGAGAUUAUCCCUGAUUUGUUCACUUACACAAUCAUGAUCAACACCUAUUGCCGGUUAAACAAGCUGAAGCAAGCAUAUGCUCUUUUUCAAGACAUGAAGAGGAAAGGAAUCAAACCUGAUGUGGUAACAUACACAGUUUUGCUCAAUAGCAAUCCAAUGUUGGAUAUGAAGAGAGAAAUGAAAGCCUUUGAUGUUAAACCAGACGUUGUCUACUACACAAUCAUGAUCGACACAUAUUGUCGGUUAAACAACCAGAAGAAAGCCUAUGCACUUUUCAGAGACAUGAAGAGGAGAAAAAUCAUACCUGAUGCGGUAACAUACACAGUAUUGCUCAAUAACAAUCCACAAUUGGACAUGAAGAGGGAUAUGGAAGCCUGUGAUGUUAAACCAGACGUUUUCUACUACACAGUUUUGAUUGAUCAGCAGUGCAAGAUUCAGGAUCUUAAAGAGGCGAAAAGGGUAUUUAAUCAAAUGAUUGAAAGUGGGGUGGAGCCUGAUGCUGCGCCUUACACAUCACUAAUAGCUGGUUGUUGUAAGACUGGAAAUCUUGAAGAGGCGAAAAGGAUCUUUGAUCUAAUGGUUGAAAGCGGGCUAAAGCCUGAUGCUGUGUCUUACACAGCACUAAUAGCUGGUUGUUAUAGGAAUGGAUCUGUAAGUAUGGGGGACACAGUUUUGCAAGAGAUGUUGGACAAGGGGAUUGAGCUGACCAAAGAUUCCCGGUCUAUAAUACACUAUGCUAGUUUAAAGACCGAGAGAGACUGA
Messenger RNA from Arabis nemorensis, 2550 nucleotides. Lineage: Eukaryota; Viridiplantae; Streptophyta; Magnoliopsida; Brassicales; Brassicaceae. The record is from the annotation of a GenBank genome assembly.